Messenger RNA from Penicillium pulvis, 1164 nucleotides. Its product is annotated as F1F0 ATP synthase subunit gamma. Gene Ontology annotation, biological process: proton motive force-driven ATP synthesis. NCBI's taxonomy places the organism in Eukaryota, Fungi, Ascomycota, Eurotiomycetes, Eurotiales, Aspergillaceae. Gene Ontology annotation, molecular function: proton-transporting ATP synthase activity, rotational mechanism. The coding region runs from base 122 to 1015 and encodes 297 amino acids. The transcript is spliced from 5 exons. The record is from RefSeq and is a predicted model, not a curated record.
UUCCCGACCAUCGCAACUCCCAGCAACCAGUGAGGUCUUCUGGCAUACCCUGCUCCUUUCUGCAUCUCCUCUCCCGUUUCGAACUUCUCCGUUCGUAAACCCCCCUAAUUCUACUUUCGCAAUGUUCUCCCGUGCCGCCCGCCCGGUCCUCAGGGCUGGCAGUGCUGCUGUCACCCGCACUGCCCCGCCCAAUGCCGCCAACUUCGCGACUCUGCGUGAGAUUGAGGGCCGCCUCAAGUCCAUCAAGAACAUCCAGAAGAUCACCAACACCAUGAAGGUCGUUGCCUCCACCCGUCUCACUCGCGCCCAGAGAGCUAUGGACGAGUCUCGCACCUACGGUGAGACCUCCAACACUGUCUUCGAGAAGGCCGAGACCAAGCCGCUGGAGGACAAGAAGACUUUGUACGUCGUCGCUAGCUCCGACAAGGGUCUUUGCGGUGGUAUCCACUCCAGCUUGAGCAAGGCUACUCGUCGUAUGUUGGCUGCCGACCCUGAAGCCGAUCUCGUCAUCCUUGGUGAGAAGGGCAAGGCCCAGCUUUCGCGUGCCGUUCCCGAGAAGAUCCUCCUCUCCUUCUCCAACGUCUGCAAGGACAUUCCCACCUUCGCCGAUGCUCAGGCUGUUGCCGACCAGAUCGCUCUGCUGCCUACCGACUACAGCAGCAUCAAGGUCGUCUUCAACAAGUUCGUCAAUGCUCAGACCUACGAGGCUACCGUCAUUGAGGCCUAUUCCGAGGAGGCUAUCACUCAGUCCGCCAACAUCUCUGCUUUCGAGAUUGACGACGAGGCUCUGACUAGUCUCCGCGAGUAUGCUCUUGCCAACAACAUCUUCUGGGCCAUGGCUGAGGGCCACGCUUGUGAGAUUUCUGCUCGUCGCAACGCCAUGGAGAACGCCUCCAAGAACGCUGGUGAGAUGAUCAACAAGUUCCAGAUUCUGUACAACCGUCAGCGUCAAGCUACCAUUACCGGUGAGCUGGUUGAGAUUAUCACCGGUGCCACCGCCUCCGCCGACAUGUAAGAGCCUUCUCACGGGCUUUCACGGGAUGAAGUCUCCCUCGGCGUAGACUCUGUUGAUAUUUAGAUCGACCUCCGUUUUUUGUAAAAUCAGUGUCAAUCCAUUCCAUUUUCCUAUGUGGUUCCGGUAUAACCGGCUUCACUUACUAUGUA